Messenger RNA from Stylonychia lemnae, 3360 nucleotides. Lineage: Eukaryota; Ciliophora; Spirotrichea; Sporadotrichida; Oxytrichidae. The record is from the annotation of a GenBank genome assembly.
AUGCUGCUUAAGCUAACGAAUGAAACUAAGAAUGACCAAGAUAAUUGGACAUCAGAGGACUAGAAGGAAUUCUCAAAGUAUCUUUAGUAAAAGAAAAGAAUGAAAUCCUAGGGCUAGAUUCACAAAGCAAGGACUAUUGUGGAUCUCCAGACGAAUAUGGGCAAAGGUCCCAAGAAGAUUAGAGUCAGCCAAAAUUCAACUGAAAGAUAGUCCUCAAUAAAGCCAAUACAUACUUCUAAAAAUUAUGUGCAAGAGCUGAAGUAGUAACUGGACUAACUAGUCUUUGAGACUAAUUUGAAGCAGAACAAAUUUUCAAAGUUAGAAAGGGAGUACUUGAAGAUUAAAACCUAAAGAAGAGAUGUGUGCACACCCUAGGUGAUUGAAGAGAGAAAUUUCACUAGCAGCAGAAUGAGUUUGAGAUCUAAUCAAAGUUUCUCUUAAAGCAGUCUGGUUAAACACACCUCUGCAAUCUUUGAUAAUGAGAAGUUAGAAGCAAAGAUUAUAAUGAUAUUUGGAUUAAUAGAUGAUGCAACUGAGAAUAAUAAAUGGCAGAAAUUCGACUAAGACACCUUAGAGCAUCAGGUUGAAAGGUUAAAGAUUCAGAAGAAGUUUGAUGAGACCAAGAUUUUCCAACUCAUGCCUGAGUAUAAAUCAAUGGUUAGGCUAGGAGAGAAUACUGAAAGACUCAAAUUUUUGGCUAACUCAUCUAACUUAAUAGCACAAAGUGGCAUAAUUUAGUGUUAUUCAAAGAUGCAGGAAAGAGUUGAGCAUAGACUUGAAAAAGUUGAAGAGAAGAACUCUAUAUUUAAGGAAGAAGAGGAAGUAGUUUCAAGACUUAAAGCAGAGAGAAAUUUGGUUCGCAAAAUGAUCUUUGAUUAGAAUAAAAAACUAAAGAAGCUCAAAAAUAUAAGUGAAAGACUAAAGCUAACAGAAGAUGAGAAGCAAGAGAUAGAGAGAAGAACUAAAAAGGAUAUAAUGUGCAUAAGAUCAUUUCAAUCAUCUAUGAUACUCAGAGAUUAUAUGAAUCAUAGGCAUGAUUCCAAACUUGGGUCAAACUCAAAAGACAUAGAGGAGCUAGAAGAGAUAUUCAAAGUUUUCAAAGGCUAAUACUAUCAGACCUUGAGGCAUGAAAUUUUAGGAAAUAUGCAGUCACAUAAUACCUCCUUUCUCGAUAUGUCUCUAACAAUGAGCUCGCCAAACAUUCUCAACUCAUCUUAGAGAGUGAGAUCAGCUCAUAGAUCACCUGAUAAGCAUCACACUAACAAAACUUCAAUUAUGAUUCAGCAAAAUCAGCCAUAGUCAUUGAGUUAAAAAAUGAAAAAUUUCUUUAGAAAGAAAAUUGAACUUGAACUCCGAAUAAGAAAGUGGAAAGAAAUCGAAGGGAAUGAACCAGAUUCAGAACAUCUAAUUGACUAAUUCUCUUUAUGCAUCUUUAGACUUAAUUCGACGAAGCAAAGAUUUGAAGACCUCCAAUAGGAAGUUAAGGAAAAGUAACUUACAUUGAAUGAGCUUAAAACGUAGCUUACGCAGUAAAGAGCUGAUAUGAAGUUUCUUCAGAGAUCCAAAACCACUAUUUCAAAAACAGAAGAAGAAUAAUUGAUUGACCCAAUCGAAAAGCUAACCGUGAACUAACUAAUUGAAAAGAUAGAAUAUACAUAAAGAGUUGCAAAUGUUUAGAGUCAGCACCAAAAGUUACAGAAAUAUAAACUAGAAAUAGAUGCAUUGCAGACUGAAAUUCUUGUGAGGGUUUGCUAUAGACUAAGUUAACUUAAAGGAGUUGCAAAUGAGCAUGUUUAAUUCGACAAACAAGCUGCAGAGGUCAUCAAAGAUUAUGAUCUUGUGUCUAAAGCAUUCGGUCUUGACAUUCACAUGAGCGAUGACGAGAAAGAUAAAGAUGUUAAUAAUCCAAACUUACUAAGUCCGCAAGGUUCGAAGGAGCUGGAAAAUAAUGAAGAUAACUCAAUGAUGAAAACUAUGGAGCAAAAGAAGAAGAAAUUCCUGAAAAAGCAAAACUUGAAUGGCUCACUAAGCAGGAAAUCCUCUAAAGUAAAGCAUCAAAUGCCACAGAAUUUUGAUGUGAUGAAAUUCUUAAGAAAAGUGCUUGCAACUAAAGUUGAGGAGACAGAUGAUCACAACAAAAAGAUGUUCAGCAAAACAAAGAUUGUUAUCCAUCAAUGCAAUAAGCUGCUUUCAGAUCUUGCAGAAGACUAAGUUCAAAUAACUGAAGAUCAAUAAGCUGAUAAUUAUAGCAAGUAUUAGAAGUUAAUUCAUGAAGCACUGAAAAGAAAGUAUGAGAUGCAGCAAAGGAAUUCUAAUAUGAAUGCAACUUUUCUUUCAUAAGAUGAUGAAUAGCCCAUACAAAAAAAUGCAAAUUCCUAGACAAAAUCUUAAAAUUAAGCUCAAAUGCACCCCUUCAAUAGGAAACAACAAGAGGAAGUCCUAUCAACUGAGGAAGAGUCAAAGAUCGAGGUUGAUUAUUUGAACACUACAAGAGCAGACACCAAGACCUAACUUCUCAUAAGACAAAGUUAAAUAAUGGAGAAGAAGGCUAGCACUCCGAGACAAUAGCAAUAAUACGGUAAAUAAGUUCUAAGUUAUGAUCAGGAAAAAGCUGCCUACCAAAAAGAGGUAAAGAAGUACAGGAAUGUGAUGUCAAAUCUGGAAAGAGCAGAGACCAUAUUUAUUCAGAAGUUUAAAAAGGGCUAGGAUGACGUCUAUCACUCGAUAAUGAACCCAAAUAGCAUAAGAACUCACAAAGUAUCCCUCUACAAGUUAUUCGAUAAGAAUAAGAAUAGUCUGAUAUCUAAUUCACUUGGAGGAGGGAAGCACCAGGCCAGUUCUUAGAAGCAACUUCCUAAGAAUUCUACGCUAGACAACAUUCAACAGAAGAAGCCUUUUGGUGCAGAGUAAUUGGAGACUAUCUCUACCUAAAUCAAGAGACAUGAAAAAGUACUAUUCAACCUGUAUGGUCAAGGUUCAGCUCUAAUUCAGUCAAAAUCUCAAGCAAGGCCAAAGACAGCUAGAAAUAUCAUUAAAAGCACUAUGAAUCAAUCACUCCUAAGAGAAACUUUGGUGUUGCCAGUUGGAAAUAAUCCUAAGCACAGUAGAGACAGAUCAAUAAGCUAUAAAAUAGAGUAUGGAUAUGAAAAAUCUAACUUUGGAGAUUAUAUUGACAAAGAAGGGAACUUAUAACAAAGAUCAAAACCUAUUAAGCAGUUCAAGUUCCCUCUUGAUUUGGUUAAAAUUAAGACCUACUCUAAUGCGAAAUCUAUUUUCAAGUAAAACAAUUUCAUGACUUAGAGAACUCCAAGGGCAUCGAUGAUACCUCUAAGACCAGGCACAGCUAUUAUCAGAAAAUGA